This is a messenger RNA of Caenorhabditis briggsae, 849 nucleotides long. The record is from RefSeq and is a predicted model, not a curated record. Lineage: Eukaryota; Metazoa; Nematoda; Chromadorea; Rhabditida; Rhabditidae. Bases 1 to 849 code for a protein of 282 amino acids. The transcript has 2 exons.
AUGGCCAAAAGCUGGAACAUCUUCGGAACGUCUGAAUUCAUUUUUUCUGAAAAUGAGAGUGCAAAACACGCGGAAUUCCAACUCGAUUCGAUGAAGCCUUUAGUACUUAUUUGUAAAAUGGAAAACACACAAUUGGCAGAGCUUGUGAAAGAUGGAAAGUUGGACAUCCGGUUGAAUGUUCAGAUUUCUUCCUGGACAGAUAAAAUUUGUAUUUUCAACGGUGAUGCAAUCUACGUAAACUCAGAAGCUUCACUUCUCGAAUCCGUCAAAAACAUCCCGAAAGCGUGUGAAAUUGUUCUACAAAAUUACUCUGUGCUUUAUAAGUCCGAUUUGGUAAAGAUUGUGGAGAACAUUUUCAAGAUCGAGAGAGCUUCAAGAAGAUUCGGACCGAAUACUCAUCCGUAUUUUCGUGCCACGCUUUCUCCGGCUUCACAGCAACAGCCAAAUGAAAACGAAUUUCUUAAUUUGGACGCACUCACUGGAAGUAUGGCCAACAUCAAAGUUCAGUCACAGGGGCUGGUUCAGGAAAUUGCCCAGAGGAAUCCAUUUGCACCCCCGGUGAAUUUUUUCGCUCAAUUUGCUCCAAAUCAAGUUAAUGUGAAUCAGCAAUUUCUGCAGCCAGUGUUCCAAAAUCAAGCUGUGCUUCAACCAAUCCUUCCACUUCCAUCACUUAAUCUUCAGCAGUAUCUCGCUCGAGGUCUAGGAGGUGUUCCUGGACUAUUUGCUGUCCCUCCACAGGCGGACCAACAGCAAAUAUCGAUUGUCAAUCAAUUGCUCUACAACAAUCUACUGAACAAUCAAAAUCCUGAUACACCAGUAUUCAAUGAUACUCCAAAUCAAAAUCAAUAG